UUGUACAGCAAUUGUAAUGCCCAUUUUCGUACAAAAUUGCCCAUCUUCGUACAGGCGCGAAAAAUGACCUACCUCGUACAACGGGUCAGUUUUGAACAAAACAAGGUUAUCACGUUACAAUGUAGUGAGAACCAGGCUCUGGUAUUUUUUCUUACAAAAUGCAUUUGUUAAUAAACACAAGUUCUAUAAGCAAAACAAUUUUACAUUAAAAAAAAAGAUUAUGGAAAGUUUUUUUGCGGGUUGUAUAGGAGGUGGUGUUGGUAUAGCCGUUGGGCAUCCCUUCGAUACAGUAAAAGUUAGGCUACAAACUCAAAAAAUUGGUCUGACGUCAAAUAUUCAAUACAAAGGAAUAGUUGAUUGUGUAGUAAAAAUUAUACAAAAGGAAGGCGUGACAGGAUUUUACAAAGGUUUAACACCUCCACUUGUUGGUUUGUCCAUCCAAAAUGCUUUCUUGUUUGGAGUGCAACACAAUAUCAUCAAGUAUUUCGGAUCAGAUUUAGUUAGUCAAUUUAAAGCAGGGUGCAUAACAGGCGCAAUACAAUCUAUACUUUCAAACACGAUUGAACUUGCUAAAAUACAACUGCAAGUUCAAGGUGUUGGACAGAAAGUGAAAUCACGAAGAGAAUUAAAAUUGAAAGGUACUUUUAGUGUGUUUAGUCAUCUCUACAAAACGGAUGGUAUUCGAGGUUGUUUUCGUGGAAAUUGGGCUACAUUUAUAAGAGAUUGUCCCGGCUAUGGAGCUUAUUUCUAUAUGUACGCUUAUUUUUGUCAUCUUCUUACCCCAAUUAACGGAAAUACAAAUGAAGUCAAAGCACAUCAGCUGCUGCUGGCAGGUGGUCUAACUGGAGCCUUAUCAUGGGUAAUAAUACUUCCGGUUGAUGUCAUUAAAUCUAAAAUACAAGCGGAGGGCUUUCUCCCGCAUGGAAGGUACAAGAAUUAUAUGGACUGUAUACGUACAUGUUAUCGUAGCGAAGGUAUUCAAGGUUUUACAAGGGGUUUACUACCCACUGUCGUGAGGGCGUUUCCUGUCAAUGCUGCCACUUUUGGUACUGUCAGUAUAUUGUUAAGGUUUAUGAAUAAGGGGUCACCACAUGAAACAAAGUAAUAGUUUGGAAGUCAAAUUAAAUGUAAUUAUCACCUUUUAUGUUUCAAUUGCUUUUAUUUCUUUAUUUCACAUUAAGAACAGAAACUUUCGCGUUUUUCGCCUUUUUUUGCGAAAGCUUUAGCCUAUAGAAAUUUCAAAACAGCAAAACGCAAAAGUUUGUUUUCGUUAUUUGCGAAAAU
Hydractinia symbiolongicarpus is the source of this 1284-nucleotide messenger RNA. RefSeq names its product mitochondrial basic amino acids transporter-like. Gene Ontology annotation, molecular function: high-affinity L-arginine transmembrane transporter activity. NCBI's taxonomy places the organism in Eukaryota, Metazoa, Cnidaria, Hydrozoa, Anthoathecata, Hydractiniidae. Bases 221 to 1105 code for a protein of 294 amino acids. The transcript is spliced from 4 exons. Gene Ontology annotation, biological process: mitochondrial L-ornithine transmembrane transport. The record is from RefSeq and is a predicted model, not a curated record. Gene Ontology annotation, cellular component: mitochondrion.